Bursaphelenchus xylophilus (pine wood nematode) is the source of this 7192-nucleotide messenger RNA. NCBI's taxonomy places the organism in Eukaryota, Metazoa, Nematoda, Chromadorea, Rhabditida, Aphelenchoididae. The record is from the annotation of a GenBank genome assembly.
AUGGAGGAGAAUGUAAAAGACAAGUGGUUUUCUAUGGAAGGAUAUCUCCAGAUGAAGUAUCUGAGCUCAGGUAACUAUUCUUCCUCUUGUUUCUUUUUAUGACAUUCAAUUUCAGCGCUUUCGUACUUCCAAUCUAGAAAAAGAUAUUACUUUGGACUGGACGAAGGGACUGACAGUCUGCUUUACUUCAAGGACAAGAGUGAUUUUGACAAAAGACUUAAUUGUUUGGGCUCCAUCCCCUUGAAUGGAGCGAUCUGUGUACCCGCCCCUACACCGAAAAUGUUUACGCUACAGUAAGAUUUAACAUUACAAUUUUAGUUUUGAUUAUUUUUCAAAAAUAAUUGAAAUAUUUUUUGCAGUAUUGAUUAUAAAAAGUACGAGAUUGAAGGAGAAACAAGUAAGGCGACGCAGUGUUGGAUAAACGCCUUGCAGAGACGCCGAGAUCUCAAGGAAAAUAUAAAUUGGGAACUCCCUUGCAUCGUAUUCAACUCAAUUCGAAGAACCAGAAGCAGAAGUCGAUCUGUUCAUUCAUUGGUAACCUUAUCGUUGUAAAAUAAUAUAUUUUUUAGAGUGACACUGCGAGUUCCACACCUAAAAGAAGACCAAAACAACCACCAACAAGACGUAAGGUUAUUAAAUGUAAGAUUGCAUUACUCUGCUUAAAAUUCUCGAGUAUUUUUGUUGAAAAGCAGCGCUUACUAACUAUUCAUAUCAGUUUUAUAUUAAUCAUGUCCAUGUGCUGGGUCUAAUCAAAACAAAUCCUCGAUUACUAAUCGACUAUUUGGCUUUGCCCUCCGGGGAUAUUACGAAACCCCUGGGCCUUCCAAUCGUAUAGUAAUCCGAUUUCAGUGGAGAGUAACCGCCAGCGAUCGUUGCAAGCACCCUGUCCUUUGCAUAGCCCGCCGGCCAACAGCAACUGCUCAAAUUUAGUGGAAUCCCGCCUCUCACGGUGCAUUUCCAUGAAUCAGACGAUGCGCAAAGAGUCACUCGCUGUGCCUAUGAGCUCUGAUACUACCAGAAGAAAUACUUUACAAGUAAGUUGCUACCCUGAUUUUAUUUGAAAGUUAUAGUUUUAGUCAUCAUUGACUUAACCCUUGUUUUUUACAGCCGCAACAAUUAUCCUCCCAUAUCCACCGAAUGACUGAAUCUAAACCCCCAACUUGGUUGGAAGAAUGGGUCGAGAAAUGGCUCAACGAACAGAUGGAUGGCGGAUUUGUGGCCAGGAAGAUCACAAGGAGACAUUCAGAGAUCCCCGAUCUCUCCAAGCAACUGAGUAAGGUCAGUGAGGCCAAGAUAUCUACAAAGUCAUCGUCUUCUGUUACUUCGGGACCUGACUCUCAUUUGGGCGAUGAACAUCAUGAUAUCAUGGCUUCAUCUACAGCCACAACCUGCCAAUUGAAUUACGAGAACGGAGAUUUGCAUCCAAAGGCGGAGAGUUGCAGUGAUUUCUGUUUGGAGACUGACCGGAGUUCGCUGAAUAGUAGCGGGGCCAGUUUCCCCGAAGUUUACGAUGAGCUGAUUAUGUUAAGAGAGGUGGAUAAUCAACAAAAGGCACGAAUACAUUCGUUAACAAUGCAAUUGGAGAAGUUGAGGGCGAAGCAAUUUAUCAAGUAAGUAUUUUACAUAAUAACCAUAGUAAAUAUACGAACAAUAAAGAAAUUAAGAGACGUUAAAAAUUCCAAACACACAUGAUCACCAGAAUAUGCAAAUUUAAUCGGCUUAAGAUUGUUUAUUAUAAUAUACAUAUAUCAUACCGAGUACUUUCGGUUGGCGUAAACACGAUUCUUAACUCUGAGCACACUUUUCUCUACAUUCAGGCCGAUGACGUCGAUCCGAGGAGGUCUAUCUGUUUGGAGAAAUGUGUGCGUAAUUUGCUUUGGAGACUUGUUAUAGCUAUUUAGGCCAAAUUGAAUUAAUAUUUUUUAAUUGUAAUUUAAAAAUGAUUUAGUGGGAGUGCCAAGGAUAUGGAUGAAUCAGCUUUGCUCGAGCAGAAUCGGCUGUUGAAUACAGAACUUAUCAAAUUGAAUGACAAAUGUAGAAUUAUGGAAAAAGAAAUGGAAAUAUGGAGAACGUAAGGGCGAAUCAAGGAUGAAAUAAUUGCAUUUGGUUUAGUAAAGUAGAAGUCCUUGAGAAUAUGAUGGAAAACUUUAAGAGGGAGUACGUUUAUCUUCUCCAAAGUUGCGUCAGAAUCCCGUUACAUGAACAUUCAACGUGUGAUGCCAUUCAAGUCAAGUUGUUUGGAGGAGCAGUGGUAAGUUUAAAUUUUUUUAUUGCUUGGUAUGUUUGAAGAUCACGUUAUUUUUUAAUUCCAGCAUGAGAACAGAGUAAAACAGCUAUUGGCAGAGGCCAGACAAGAAGAUCCCAAACUGCCGACUGUUGAGAGGUAAUUUAUUUAAAGUUGCGCGACAAAUAUGCAUUUGUUCAUUUGGGUUGGAUCGACCCAGUAUUUAUAGCCAAUGUUGUAAAAUUAUUUGACUAGCUAGAAUGAGUUGGCACGACUUGGCCAGCUGUGUUGGAUUGGCUGGUCAAAGCCCAUCAAUGGCUAGCCAAAAAGUUCAAUUGAAUAGCCAAACUGUUACAAUUCCUUCACAGAUAUUGUAAUAGCAACGGUAGAAAGCACUUUUGACAGCCAUUCUGACGUAUUUGCAGGAUGAUUCGGGUUUUUGGCUAGCCAGGCGAAUUUUUUGUGGCUGUUAUGCCAACUUUGGCUAGCUGGUCAAACAAUUUUGCAGUAUUGGCUAUACUACAAAAUUGUUGUUUAUUGGCUCGAUACCCGAUCCUCCCCAAAUGAAGGGUAGCCGAAUUGCCAAAAUUUCUAAUAUUUUUAGUGUCACAACUCCCGGAAACUAUCACGUAGAUGACUAUGGAUUCCGUCACAGCUUCGAAGAGACUCCUUUGGCCUUGCAUUACAUUUGCACCCAAUUAAAUUCCCAUUAUUACGCCCAGUCCGAUGAUUACGCUCGUCUGAAAUCACGAUGGAGAACUCUUUUGGACUCGAAUCCUCAGAAAAUCGAAAACAAUGUAAGUAUUAAGACUUGGGCUAAAAGAUAAUCCCUUUGUUUUCAGAAGGGGAACCGGCAAUUAUGUCGUUCAGGGAUCCCGAGAUCAAUGAGAUCAGCCGUCUGGAGGGUGUUGAUCAACCAAGAAGUUGCUGAUCUUAAGGAAAAAUAUGGAGAAUACUAUUACAGAAAUCUUUGUAGUAGUCAAGGAACUCCUUCAGAGAAGAUUGUAUGCAAUUUUUUUUUUCAAAUUUUAUCGUAUGUAUAAUUUUCGGGGCUUUUAGUAUUGCACCAGUCAUCAAAAGCAAAUUAACCUCGAUCUUCUCCGCACAAUGCCCUCAAAUGUUCAUUUUAUGAGUGCAAGCUGCAAGGGAGUUAACCAUCUGCAAGCAGUGCUUCGCAGUUUUUGUCUCCACAAUCCUUCGUUGGGUUAUUGUCAGGGAAUGAACUUCCUUGCUGCUACUGCGUUGCUUUUUGUGAGCCCAGAAGAUGCCUUCUGGUUCUUGAUCGCUGUAACCGAGAGAUACUUUGACUCCUCGUAUUUCGACCAGAACUUGAGUGGAGCCCAGGCGGAUCAGGUAAUUUCUGUGCCUCCUUUGAUUUAUAUAAUAUUGUUUUAGGAAGUCUUGAAAGAACUGGUUGAAUUGAAGUUCCCCAAGUUAUCAAAGCAUUUGGAAGAAUGUGACAUCGACUUGACGACGGUGACAUUAAACUGGUUCCUGGCCUUAUUCUUUGAUGCCGUUCCCUUCCAAACGAUGCUUCGCAUAUGGGAUUGUUUUCUUCUUGAAGGAGCCAAGGUCUUAUUUCGUUUUACUGUUGCUUUGCUUGGCCAAUAUCAAGAUGAAAUAUUGGAUCGAACUGAUACCAUCGCUGUAAUGAAAGUCCUCAAGGCGGCGGUGAGACUUACUUAUGAUGUGGAUGGGCUGAUCAAGGUAAUACAGUGGUACAAAUCUGUAGAACGAACCUCCGUAUAACGAAACUUUUGUAUGACAAAGAAUAUCAAAGUCCCAAGAGUCAGUUUUAGGCCAGGCUGAACCUCCGUAGAGCAUGUACAAUAUAAUUUUUAUUUUCCUUGAAGUUGAUUGUACAGAGGGUUUACUGUAUUUUAUGAAUUUCUAGUUCGCCUUUGAUGAUCUCCAACCAUUCCCCAGUCGGACUACUCUCAAGAACAAACAUUCUGGAUAUCUGGAACUUCUGAAGGUCAGGCUGAAUCAACGGAUGGUCCUGAGGAAUUGCCUUGAUGUUACAGUAAGUCAAUUGUAAAUACAUUUGCUUUGUCAAAACUCAGAUUUUAACCUUCAGAUAUUUCUAAUUGUUUACGUUUCAGAACAUUUCAAGCGAGACCUCAGAAAAGAUUUGUGAUCUUCCAGUCGAACAAAUCGUAUUCAACGAUCACAAACCCGGCGUCGGCUUCGUAUGUGCGGGGAAUCAGAAACGCGGGAAGAUUGCCAGAGUCUCGAUUGGCGAAUGUAUCGCUACAAUGUCCACGUUAGACAUUGAAUUUGAUUGUCGGCCGGUGUCAAUGGUCAUUCUGAAGGAGGAAAUGGCCUUUGUUUCGCUACUUUCUGGCUAUAUUGUAGCCUUAAGUGUGGUGGAAAGGAAAGAGUAAGAUUGCGCCGAGUUUUAAUCACAUGUUUUUAGAGAGAUUCUAUGGGAAUUAAAGUUGAAUGAUGUCGCCUUGAAACUGUUGUAUCAUGAAGAACGACUUUACGCAGCUCUGGCCAAUGGAACACUGACCGUUUUGGAGGUAAGAUACGAAGAAAAUCCUUACUUCAAAUGUGUUUAGAAUGUUUUUGUCAAACGACCCACUUGCCUGGAUCUUUACCACAUUCCCAUUGCCGCUGCUCCAAUCACAGACGCCAUUAUGGACGAGGAAUGCCUUUAUUUGGCUGUGGCUUGCAAGGUAGUCAUCUUGAACAAAGAGUAAGUGAUUUAUCUUCGUUUUUAGAUCUUUUAGGACUCUCUCAACCAUCAGCAAUAUGUAUGUGGCUUCUUCUGCCUGUGGAAGUCAUGUCCCGAUGUUUGAAAAGAUCAGGGCCUUUGCCGAUUCGCCUUAUGGGAUCUGGUUGAUUACCGCUCAUUCCUCGUUGGUUCAGUUAUGGCUGGAAUCGGAAUGCCAGAUUUUGUUCGAUAUAACUUAUGACCAUAGUCAGAGGUAAGUCGAGGUAUUUAAAUGAUGGCAUGUUGUAUUACUGAAUCGAUAGACGAGUUGCAAGGGAUUCUAGGGUCUAGCACUACGAUUUUUUAGCUCCAGAAGGCCAAGUUUUGACGAGCAUGAUCAACUGCAGACGGUCGAAGUCUACUCCAUUAUGUACCAUGAGAAUGAACUUUGGAUUGGAACUGUUGAUGGAUAUCUGAUGUUGUACACUGUCAGUCAAGUUGAAGAUUCUUGGGAAAGAAAAGGAUCUGUGGGAAAGAGGGCAGCCAAAUUACAUGAAAGAUAUCCGCCAGGAAAGAGAUUGUCACCAGUCCAAAGUAAUGUGGCCGAGAGUCCAUUUAUGCGACAGACCAUGUAUUAUAUUCCGACCGAUAAAGAGAGACUUCUGGAGGAGAUUGCCAGUGCCAAAGAAUAUCCAGAGAGCGAGAGACAGACUAGAAAGAUAUCUGUUAUCAUCGAUCCGUCCACAAAACAGUACAAGGGUAAUAUAAUUACAAUUAUACUGUAUUUCAUAAUACGACUUCUGCCUUAUUUGGUAUUUUAGUAAAUGUGGAGGAUAUACGCCAGAUCAGUGCAGAAUCCCAUUCAGAGACGUCUUCAAACAUGAAUUCGUUGUCUCCAAAGAGCGUCGCUUCCUCGUCUUUAUCACCAGGCGCUGACUCUUUGAAUGUCAGCGAUAAGUCUCAGCCAAAGUAAGUCCAAUAAGUACAAAGUAAAUACAAACAUUAAUACUAUAAUCUGUAGACUCAAGGCAAAGCUCUGCAAAGGAUAUAGCGCCGAUUCGGCCGUUUCCCUGAAGUCUGUGGAUGGAAGUAGGUAUCAGACGGCUUGUGAAGUGAUCCCUGAAACUUCGGACACAAGUCAGCUCAAAUCUCAACAAUCCAAUGGCUCGCCUUCGGCGACAAACAAGCGGAAGACCCUGAGGCAAAGGAGGAAUCCAAAUGCCGAGUAUUUGAGUUGUUGGACGGGCGAGGGAUCCAUGGAGUAUGAUGACACGUUUGAUUUGUAUUCAGAAGUGGACGGUUAGUCAUCAUCAAUAUUCCUAAUUGAAAUAUUUUUCUCAUACGUCUAACUUUUGUUUUAGAUGCUCUUCGAAAUCAGAUUGGACUAUUGGAGGAAUCUCUCGCUCAGAAUUCUCCAUCAAUUCAUAAAUCAAUUCAAAUCCCAGUCAGAAAAAUGAGUUCGAAAGUGUUUGGAAAAUACAAAAGUUUGACGAUUGACGAGUCGAGAAGUGAUACGGAUAAUGCUAGUCAGUCCAGCGAUUCUGUUAGUCAGCGCUCCCUUUCAUCGGCCGAAUCUGGCGCCAGAAAUCGAGUUCUACAGAGAGUUCUCAGUGAAAGAUUGUCCAAACAGAAGCUGAAGUUGAGAAGGAGAGAUCUGGACAUUCCAAGUAGGUACUCGAGUUUGAAGUAAUCCCAAUUGUAUCAUGGUAUUAUACCUGACAAUCAAUCUUCGUUUCAGCCAAUGCUGCGAUGUUGGUCGCACUCAAAGAGAGGGAAAGAGUUGACCCAUCGACAGCUCUCACCUUCACGACGUCGAUACUUCCAACUGAACCCUCUACCUCAGCUGUUUCUGACAGUGAUUCCCGCCCUAAGGCACCCAAGAUUUUGUCAAGGAAAUGCUCGGCCAUAUAUCAAGAAAAUGGCCAUGAAGAGCCUUUGGCGGAGAAACCCGUUAGAUAUUCAAUUAAAAUGCAACUUCAGAUGAAACUGAAGGUGUCUGACAAACCUCUGAAAUGUAUUACCCUCACACGGUGAGUCGUUUUAGUUUGAAAAGAUAUAUAAACACUCAUUUUUAGAUAUAAUGGAGAGCCUACUGUAAUUACCGGUGCUGGAAAUUAUGGAGACGAAGAGGCGAUUCUGCGAUGGCGUCGUGACAAAAUUAGUGUAAGUCCCUCUUUUAUAAUACAUGUGAUAAUUAUUUUUAUUAAUUGCUGAGUUUGCAGGGCCUCUGGAUAAAUGAUCCCUUGGCCGAUGCUCAAAUGUCCGGCCGCCGUCGUACCACGAUAUCCAACGGAAAAUUGCCCCGAAAAUAA